Molecule: messenger RNA, 741 nt
Organism: Soboliphyme baturini
Lineage: Eukaryota; Metazoa; Nematoda; Enoplea; Dioctophymatida; Soboliphymatidae
Source: the annotation of a GenBank genome assembly
UUGGGUGAGAUUCGUAGAACCCGAAUUUUCCUUAAUAUUAUAGUUUUCAGCACUAGCCGCAUCAGUCCCUCACACACUCUCGCAAAGCUUCCAGAUUUGGUUGAAAGAAACGAAAAUAUCUCGAAGAACACUGAGGCAACUAAAGCGAAAUCUGUUCAUUCGCAUUAUCGUGACAGCACGUUUGAACCAGAAAAUCCCUGGGGUAAUACGCUUGGAGGCCAGAAUCCUCUUUGCCAGCCGAUCCAGACAAGGCACCGGCGGUCGAAAGCGCCUGAAGCGAAUUGCAGUAGCGAUUCUCCAGCGAAAUCCAUUCCGGAAGAAGUUUUCAGGACACCUUGCUGGUCCCCAUCAAAAUGUUCAUCGAUUCUCUUUUCCACCCCGCCUGAGGGACCUUACAAGCCAUCUUUUUCCCUGGCGGGUGCAGACAACGAAGAGGACUUGCCACCCUCAGCAAAAACCAUCGUGUCAAAAAUAUGUGAGGUGACGCUGCCAAAUUCUGUUGUUGAAGCAUCCCCCAUACCUUCUCCUCACUCGUCGCCCGCUAAAAGUGUGCCUUUCAUCGACACGAUGCCCACCUCAGCACCGUCUGUGGAUGAUGGCGCUGAUGGCCGACUUUCAUCGCCAACUGAUGACAUCGGUUCUGAUUCUCUUGCAGCAGCGCAGGAGCCGUCGACAAGGAAUCGCUCAAGCAGCUUCACGAAACCUCGGUUCAGCCAUUUCAACAUGAAGGUAGGUCGUUGA